This is a messenger RNA of Solea solea (common sole), 3084 nucleotides long. It is a transcript of the gene tcea3, whose product is annotated as transcription elongation factor A (SII), 3. The coding region runs from base 454 to 2682 and encodes 742 amino acids. The transcript has 21 exons. NCBI's taxonomy places the organism in Eukaryota, Metazoa, Chordata, Actinopteri, Pleuronectiformes, Soleidae. The record is from RefSeq and is a predicted model, not a curated record. Gene Ontology annotation, molecular function: nucleic acid binding; zinc ion binding. Gene Ontology annotation, biological process: transcription elongation by RNA polymerase II; DNA-templated transcription. Gene Ontology annotation, cellular component: nucleus.
GCCGAAGGCCCGUGAAUGUCUCCUCUGUAAAAGAAAUGGUUUGCUCCGGUUUGUCUGAGAGGAUAACUUUGGUUUCUGUUGACUCUCUCUGUGUGUGUGUGUGUGUGUGUGUGUGUGUGUACAAAUGUAACCCGAGAGAGUGACUGUACUGUGACAGAGAUCAACAGGUGUUUGGCGCGGUCUCUCCAAUUGCUGCAGUUGCUCCAAUUUCGGUCCUCGAGUGUGCAGCGCCUCGUGGAUCAAGCGUUGUCACCUUGUCCGCGGGUUUGCUGAUGACACGUUAAAUCAAACAGAAAAAAAAAUUUAACCACAGAAUGUUGAUAAAGUCAAGUGCGUGUUUUGACUGGAUAGGCGCGCGCGGGACGUCAGUUACAGGAAUUCACGCUUGUGAUAAGAGAAAAGCCGACAUCCGUGGAAACGCUUAUUCCAUUCAUUCUUCAAGUUGAGGGCGCCAUGGACCUGCUGAAAGAACUCAGAGGUUUCAACAUGACCCUCAAACUUCUUCAGGAAACGAGGAUAGGCAUGUCCGUGAACGGGAUCAGGAAGCACUGCACAGACGAGGAAGUCAUUGCCUUGGCAAAGGUCCUUAUCAAAGACUGGAAAAGACUCCUGGACUCUGGCUGCUCUGAGAAAUCAACUGAAAUGAAGAAUGGAGUGGACUCCAGCGCAACUGCAGUGUCUCCAAACAGCUCACCCUCCAAGACACAGAGUAGUCACAGGAGACUGGAUGUCAAACUCAAGAAUGACUCAAAUCUUGACAAAAAACACUUGGAUAAAAAGACAAAAGAGAAACAUAGCGAUGAGCACAAGAACAAAAAGAGACACGAGGAUGAACUCAGGGAUGUAAAGCACUUGGAGGAGCCACAAGAAAGCAAUAAAGAAAAGCAUUUAGAAGAAUCCAAGAAACAAAAAUCCGUGGAGGAUCAACACCUGGAGACAGACAACAAGAAACAGAAGCAUGUUCCAGACCUGCAGGGUGAAAAAUACAAGACAGAACCAAGGAAACAAAGACCAUUAGAGACACCAAAAAAGCCGAGACACCUUGAAGAACAUCAAAAGGGGAAGUACCACGAGGAGCACAAGAAGCACCGCAGUGACGCAAAGAAGGACAAGCUGAGGGAAGACGGCAGACAUGAGAGGCCGGCGAAUACACCGCAGCAAGAGAGACUGCAGAGUGAACCGCAGAGAGAGAAACCCACUGAUAUUCACAAGACAGUAUUUCAAAGGAGAGGAGUCUUAGAUGGCAGCAUUCUGUAUCCCACUCGGAUCCCCUCUCCUCCCCGACCUGCUCGACCUCCUCUCCUGAUCAAACGUCCCUCUUUGGAUGUGAAAAUAGAAAGGAAGGACGGUAAAGACUCUUCCUCCCGACAUACGCGUCCUCACGCCUCUCAACCUGCCUCUCCUCUGGCAAAGCAACGACCUCUACUCGAGGCAAAGAAUGAGAGGAAAGUUCCCCCGGACCCAAACGCUCCGAUAGCUCCGCUCCCUCUUCACCUUCAUCCACCUCCACCAAGAAAAGAGCCUCCCGACCCCAAUGCUCCUCUUCCUCCGCUCCCUCUUCACCUUCACCCACCACCUCCUCCGAAGCGUCCCUCUCUAGAGGGGAAAAAGGACAGAGAGAGGUCUGCAUCAGAUGAGUGGUGCAAGUCUGAAAUCACUGCCUUGACCAGGAAGGAGUCGCUGGACUCGAAACCUCCGUCACAGAAGAAACAGACAUCGGAUCACGUGAAGAGAGACAGGAAAGACUCAUCGGACAGCAAAGUCUCGAACAAAACCUCAGACGAAGUGAAACGAGAAAGGAAAGAUUCCUCUGAUGGUAAACAACCACCUCCCAAAAGGCCCAGCUUGGAUGUCAAGAAAGAAAAACACAGGAAGGACUCCUGUGACUCAAAGCCUGGACAACCUGUGAAACGUCCCUCAUCUGACUCCAAAGCGGACAGACGUGACUCCACUGAUGCAAAGAAAAGCUGUCCUCUACCAGCAAAGAAGCUAACGAGUGAAAGGAGAGACUCGCACAGCUCCAAGACCCCUCAGCCUGGACCUCCACAGAGGAAGCCCUCAACUGACAGUGUUGAAAGCAGGAAAGGAAAGCUCGAGGCUCCUAAAACUCCCACUACUCCCACCAGCCCCAUGUCCCCCGGCUUCAGUUCUCCUGGAGGUCCACUGUCCCCACACCUGGCUACUGGAGACACCGUCAGAGACAAGUGCAUUGAGAUGCUGACAGCUGCCCUGCGCACGGACAAUGACUACAAAAUCUUUGGAGCCAACUGUGACGGCAUGGCAGCGGAGAUUGAAGAUCAUAUCUACCAGGAGAUAAAGGCCACCGAUCUGAAGUAUAAGAACAGAGUACGCAGCCGCAUCAGCAACUUGAAGGACCCGAAGAACCCCGGGCUCCGCAAAAACGUCCUGGCCGGGAACAUUGACCUGAGCCGCAUCGCUGCCAUGUCUGCUGAGGAAAUGGCCAGUGACGAGCUGAAACAGCUGAGGAACGCCCUCACCCUGGAGGCCAUCAGGGAGCACCAGAUGGCCAAAACUGGUGGCACCUCCACUGACUUGCUGCAGUGCGGCAAGUGCAAGAAGAGGAACUGCACCUACAACCAGGUGCAGACACGCAGUGCUGACGAGCCAAUGACCACAUUUGUCCUGUGUAAUGAAUGUGGUAACCGCUGGAAGUUCUGCUGAUGUCUUCCAGGUCAAACCACAUUUUUUUGUUUGUUUGUUUUUUGAGCAUUUUGAACUGCAUAUUUUCUAUAAUGUGAGGCAAAGAGAGUUUAUAUAUAAUUGCAGCUUGUGAUUUGAGAACAGUAGCAUUCUUACGAUUUGUACUCGACUUUUGUAAGCAUGUACUAAUAAUAAGGGUUUGCUUUAUUUGGCUUUGAAGACUGAGCAUGAGUCAUCAAAUCACCCCAUUUAUAAUUAUCAUGGUGCUAUAAAUAUUGAAAGACAAUCAUGGUCCGGUUAAUAUACUGUGUCAUAGUACAGCUGUUUUGUUUGUAUAUAUAGAACCCCAACAAACUGCAUAAAUCAUAAACAACUUUAAACAAAUUGUUUAAUAAAAACAUAAAUAAAGGUCUUACAAUGUCA